GCUGGGGAAUCCUGACCUGCCUGCACAUUUACGAGUGGUUUGUGAGCAGCAUGUCGCCGCCAUCGAGCGCCAGACUGCUGCAGAUGAGUGGCAUCCGACAGAUGGACCCGGCCUGCUGAAGCUCGCCGGCGGACACCUCCCUACCUGCUACAAGAA
Messenger RNA from Symbiodinium sp. CCMP2456, 156 nucleotides. The record is from the annotation of a GenBank genome assembly. NCBI's taxonomy places the organism in Eukaryota, Dinophyceae, Suessiales, Symbiodiniaceae.